AUUUUCUACUAUGUCAUUAAACUCUACUGACUUUCUUCUAACUGGAGAUAUCAAUGCUCCUGUAUUUUCAGCAAUACUGGGCAUUGAAGCAGUCAUUGGGAUAAUAGCUAAUAUAGGAGUCCUACUAGUGACGCUCUAUGAAAAGAAGUCCUGGACCAAAUCGUCGACAAUGUUCUUCACAUCUCACUUGCUGGCUAAUCUCAACGUCUCAUUCUCUCUAUUGCUCUUCUCCAUUGCAAUAGGAGCCAAAGAAUGGAUCUUUGGUAUAACUCCUCAAGGAAAGAACCAGAUAUGCAUCAUAGUCGCUUAUACGUACUGGAACAGUGCCUUGAUCAUAGCAAUGACACUAUCAGCCAUCUCUUUUGAUCGGUUUCUGUUCAUAGUCAAGCCUCACUUUCACAAGGAGUUCAUGACGCCAAGAGUAGCCUUGAUACUCACUAUAACACUAUGGUUACUGGGCUCCAUGAUAAACACAACCCCUUUCUACGGCAUCGGUCAAUAUGGGUACUUUUCUUCUUACGGGAUUUGUACUAACAUUUUCCAAAACACGAGCAUGUUCUACCUUACAUUAAACGUAUCAAUAUAUUCAGCGAUAUACCUCACUAUUGCUGUUAUGACUAUUUGGACGUUUUGUUACACGCGUGGCUUCAUCAAGGAACAGGCUACAAUGGUUGGAAGUGAUGGCGUGUACUUGUCCAAAGAGAAGAGGCUUUUCGGCAUAUUUGGGUCAAUGCUAAUAGCAUUCAUAAUAACAGUACUCCCUGGGUACACCAUAGGGUUUAUUUCUGCUAUCUAUCCUCUACAAGAUAAUGUCUAUCUUGUUAACAUAGCUUUUAAUGAUUCGAUAAUAAUGACCAACCCUUUUAUUCAGCUGUACUUCAGGCCGGAAAUAAAGUCACUUAUAGGUUCACUCACGAAAAAGAUUAGAAAUAAAUUUAAAAUGAAACAACAUUCGACCAGGAUAAGGGUCGUACCCAUUAAUAAUUAAACAGUUUGUUAAGGCUGACAUUAAUUAUCUUUACCAUUUCAUUGAUAUAUUGUUGCUAAAGUAGUUUCUUAAAAUUUUAGAGAAAAUA
Molecule: messenger RNA, 1076 nt
Organism: Amphimedon queenslandica
Lineage: Eukaryota; Metazoa; Porifera; Demospongiae; Haplosclerida; Niphatidae
Product: olfactory receptor 7D2-like
Exons: 1
Coding region: 11-988 (325 amino acids)
Biological process (GO): G protein-coupled receptor signaling pathway
Cellular component (GO): membrane
Molecular function (GO): G protein-coupled receptor activity
Source: RefSeq, a predicted model, not a curated record